AUGCCAUUUGGUGUAUUCACAGGUGUUACAAAUCAUGGACUUUCUUACUGUGCUGCUAGUGCUCUGCUUUAUAACAAAACUUGUUUAAGUUUUAAGUGGCUUUUCGAAGCCUUCAUUCAUAUCUUUGGUACUGUACCCCAAACUAUUCUUACGGACAAUGAUCUCUCAAUGGCUGAUGCUAUUCAUUUUGCUUUAACUGAUAAAUAUAACACUAAGCAUGGUCUCU
Molecule: messenger RNA, 226 nt
Organism: Dentiscutata heterogama
Lineage: Eukaryota; Fungi; Glomeromycota; Glomeromycetes; Diversisporales; Gigasporaceae
Source: the annotation of a GenBank genome assembly